Messenger RNA from Ichthyophthirius multifiliis, 1029 nucleotides. Its product is annotated as RNA processing factor 1, putative. NCBI's taxonomy places the organism in Eukaryota, Ciliophora, Oligohymenophorea, Hymenostomatida. Gene Ontology annotation, molecular function: rRNA primary transcript binding. Gene Ontology annotation, biological process: maturation of LSU-rRNA; maturation of 5.8S rRNA. The transcript has 2 exons. Gene Ontology annotation, cellular component: preribosome, large subunit precursor; nucleolus. The record is from RefSeq and is a predicted model, not a curated record.
AUGGGUAAAAAAGGAUAACCGUCAUAUUAAAAAUUAAAAGUAAUACCAAUCGUACAUGGCAAAAGACCAGGAUUCGAAGAAGAUUCAAAAGCAACUAAAAAGAAGAAAGAUAUACACAAAGGAAAGAAAUCAUAUUUAAAUAUAAACCCGUCAUCAAUAGCUUGUAAAGAAAAAAGACUUUAAGUAUUAGCAAAGAAAUAAAGAGAACAAAAGAAAUUGAAAAAAAAAGAUAGAUAAGCAAGAUAAGAAGAAUAUAAAUAAACCGGAAAAGAAAAAUUAUAAUAUUUGACUACAGAUGAUAAAAAAGAAAUUGAUGAAAAUUUCAUAUUUGAUGAUGAUGAUUUAGAAUUAUAAAAUGAAGAAAAUAUAGACGAAUUUUCAAGUUAUUUUGAAAAUGGAUAUCAACCGAAAAUAUUAAUGACAACUUCUUAAAGACCUCAUGGUGAAUUAUUCGAUUUUUUAAAGGACAUAAAGAAUACAUUCCCAAAUUCUCAUUAUUAUCCCAGAAAAGCUUUAAAAAUAAAAUAAAUAUGUGAAGAAGCCCCUUCUAAAGGUUAUACCGAUGUUAUGAUUUGGAGAGAACAUAAAAGAUAAGUAAAUGAAUUAAUAUUAAUACAUUUACCAAAGGGACCUACUGCGAUAUUUAAAGUUACUAGUGAUAAAUUAAAUUAUGAGAUUUAAAAUCAUGGAAGACCAACAGAUCAUUAUCCAGAAUUAAUUUUAAAUAAUUUUAAUACGAAUUUGGGAAGAAGAAUUGGAAGAUUUUUAGCUGCCCUUUUUCCGUAAAAACCUGAAUUUAAAGCUAGGACUGUGGCUACUUUCCACAAUUAGAGAGAUUUUAUCUUUUUUAGACAUCAUAGAUAUUAAUUUACGGAAGAAGGAGAGAAAGUUGAAUUGUAAGAAAUUGGACCGAGAUUUACUAUGAAACUAAAAAAAUUAUAAUUAGGUACUUUUGAUUAUGAGUUUGGGGAAGUAGAGUUUGAAGCUAAAGAUAAAAUGUAUUAGUCAAGGAAAAAAAUCUUUAUUUGA